CCACUAGACGCGCCGAAGAGGACCACUCGCUCGCAUCGCAGCAUAGCAUAGCAUACCCCAGUCACUGUGUGGUUCGCAUCUCGCCACACACUGCAAGGAAUCAACAGCAUUGCAUCGGCCGCGACCCACUGCGCUGCCAUCCCAUUUAUUGUCCGCCACGCCCCCCCUUCCCCCCCUCUCCCGCACGUCCAGGAGCGCCCCGAGCUCAAGCCCGACUUUUACUUUUGCUCGCCUGCCUCUCUCUGAGCUCGAGCCCUCCCUCUAUCGCCGACACCGAGGCCGAAGCCGAGUGAACGACCUCUCCAGCUGCCGCCCGCCGUCUACCCGCUGCCGCCGACGACGACACCGACAACGCCGACAACGCCAACGACGAUAAGGCCAACAGGCAGCAGCAGCAUCAACAACAGCAGCUCCUCGCAGUCCCUCUCGCUCCCGCGACACGCCCACAGCCACACGGCCAACAUCGCAGGCCUCUCCCCCCACCACCAUCACCACUACACCCCGCACCACUCGCACAACCUGUCGCCGGACGUCCUGUCCACCAUGCACCCCGGCGUCCUCCACCGCCGCUUCCUGAGCGACCUCUCGACGUCGCUCUUCUCCUUUGUCCUCCCGCUUCUCCCGACGUCCGAGGAGCUUACCAUCAAGGAGGAAGUCCGUACGCUCAUCGAAAAGCUCAUCAAGACGAUUGAGCCUAGCGCUCGCUUGCUGAGCUUUGGCAGCAGCUGCAACUCGUUUGGUCUCCGCAACUCGGACAUGGACCUCGUGGUCCUUAUCGACGACCCAGAAGCUGCCCUCGACCCGUCGACCUUUGUCGCAAUGAUUGGCGACCUACUGGAGCGGGAGACCAACUUUGACGUCAAGCCGCUGCCAAAGGCGCGCAUCCCGAUCAUCAAGCUCAACCUCGCCGCGUCUCCCGGUCUUCCUUUCGGCAUCGCAUGUGACAUUGGUAUUGAGAACCGCCUCGCCAUUGAGAACACGCGACUGCUCUUGACCUAUGCCACUAUCGACCCUGCGCGUGUCCGCACCCUCGUCCUCUUCCUCAAGGUGUGGGCCAAGCGCCGCCGCAUCAACUCGCCCUACCGUGGUACCCUUUCAUCUUACGGCAUUACCCUCAUGGUCCUCUUCUUCCUCGUUCACGUCAAGCAGCCCCCAGUGCUGCCCAACCUCCAGCGCAUUGCCCCCGUCAGACCCAUCACCGAGGAGGAGAUGAUGCUCGAAGGCCGCAACGUCUACUUCUUUGACGACGUCGAGAUGCUCCGCCAGGAGUGGUCCUCGAUCAACUUUGAGAGCGUCGGCGAGCUCCUCAUCGACUUCUUCCGCUACUUCUCGCAUGACUUCCAGUUCAACACCAUGGUUCUGUCGCUCCGCGCUGGCCCGCUCACCAAGGAGAGCAAGGGCUGGACCAACGACAUCGACGUCGGCGGCCUCAACGAGAUGGCCCGUGACCGCAACAGGCUGUGUAUCGAGGACCCCUUUGAGAUCACGUACAACGUCGCUCGCACCGUCACCAAGGACGGCCUCUACACCAUCCGCGGCGAGUUUAUGCGCGCCACUCGCAUCCUCACCCAGCGCCCCGAACGCGCCGUCCUCGCCCUCGCCGAGUUGUGUCGCGAGCGCGACGAUGAGCUCCUCCGUGCCCCUCGCUCGGCCUCGCCCGCUCCUCGGACGCUCUCUGUCGGUCGCGGUGGAUUCGGCAACGCCAGUGCCGCCACCAAUGGUCCUGGAUGGCGCAGCCAGUCGCAGCAGCCUCACGACCGGUACCACUCUGGUGGUGGCGGAGCCGGCGGUGGCGGCGGUGACCGCUACGGCCCGUCCACCAACGGCCCGGGCCCAAGUCCCAUGGCCCCCGAGGCCAACCAGCGCCGUGGCAGAACAAACGAGGUCAGCGCUGGCGCUGCUUCCUCUGCUGCCGCUGCGGCUGGUGUCUCGGAAAGAAACGUCGCCCAGGACAUGUGGCUCGCUGCCCAGGGUCCCAACCUCGGCAACCCAUCCGGGCUUGGUCUCGGCGGCGUGGCCGACUCGCCGUUCGCCGAGUACGGCGGAAGAGGGCGUGAGCCCGUCACGCGUGCCAUGGACCCGUCGCAGUACCCUGCUCGUCCCCGUGAUCGCCGCCAGGCGUCCAACUACGACAACCCUAACGCCGCGGGUACUGUCUCUGCGCCUCUCUCGCCGUCGCGUUUGUACGCGCAGCUCGAGAUUGGACGUGGAUGGGCGUACGACUCGCCCGGUGGCUUUGGUGCUCCUGGAACUCGGCCCGCUGGCAGCAGCAGCGCGACUCCUGCCGGACCGUCGACGUUUGGUGCUCCCGGCUCGAGCAACGAGGCGCGCGGUGGUCGCCGCAACGUCUCCAACACGCGUGACCUGUCGCAUCCCCCAUCUCAGCUCGCGCAAUCGCACACGCUAGCCGACGACCCGGCGUCGCCCCUGCCAACGUUUGCUCCCUUCUCCCCGCCUGUGCUGCCGUCGUCUCUGCAUCCCUCAAUGGCCGAGACUGGCUCGGGCAGCGCACCGUACAUCAGCCCCAGCGCGCUCUUGUCACCGUCUCCGCAGGUACCUGGCUUGCCAGGAGAAUUGGACAAGGGUGUGGAGAGUCUCACACAGGGCUUUGGCGCCCUCGGCGUGGACCCAGCAGGUGGUGACGCCAAGCGGGAUACCGCAAAGAAGGAGGGCUCGCGAUGAGGCCACUACACUGCAUGAUACAAGGAAGAUCAGAAACAAUCAUUGCCGGGUGGCCUGGUGGCUGCCUGGCCCGCUAACCUCCAUCACAUGAGCAUAGCAUAGUGACAUGUAGUGACAUGCAUGGUGUCUUGUCGG
This is a messenger RNA of Vanrija pseudolonga, 2817 nucleotides long. RefSeq names its product Terminal uridylyltransferase cid1 (gene cid1). Gene Ontology annotation, molecular function: nucleotidyltransferase activity. Lineage: Eukaryota; Fungi; Basidiomycota; Tremellomycetes; Trichosporonales; Trichosporonaceae. The transcript is spliced from 9 exons. Gene Ontology annotation, biological process: RNA 3'-end processing. Bases 544 to 2682 code for a protein of 712 amino acids. The record is from RefSeq and is a predicted model, not a curated record.